GCCACCAUGCCCGUGGAGAGGAUGCGAAUGCGGCCAUGGUUGGAGGAACAGAUAAACUCUUGCCUAAUUCCUGGGCUGAAAUGGGUUAAUAGAGUAAGUGAAAUGUAUCUUUAUUGAGACACUGAGUUUGCCUCAGUAUGGAAGUUCACCACAUUCUAAGUUUAUACUGUACCUGGUUUUCAAGCUUUGCUGAAGCAACAAUUGUUACCAAACCCACCAACAUAACCCCUCCAUCAUAUAGGAACACAAACAGGCAUGUAAACAGCAUGUUACUAUAUUCUUUGUCAACUUUUUUGAGUAGCACUUUAUAAUAACUCCAUGUAAUAAAGCAUUUAUAAUGAAUUAGUAAAUAGUUUAUUCAUCAUUUAUUUAUCAUUACUCCAUGCAUAAGAUGUUUAAUAUACUUUAGGUCCUUAUAAACCAUUGACUAAUCAUUAGUUAUUUCCAUCUAAAGUGUGGGCUAUUUCUACUUUAUAAAUACUUUAUAAAUGUGGACAUGUCAAUAGUAGGUAUUCCAGUAGUACCUGAUCUUCCUUAAGGUCUCAAAAUAGCCUAGAACCUAUCAAUGGUAAAAUAAUAAGCACACAACACAGGAUGUUAAAAUAAAUAUAUCAAACAUUUUAUUAACAAAAACUGUUGUGAAGCAACUGUUGCAAGGACUUAAGGAAGAGUUGUAAUGUAAAUGUUUUGCUAAUGUUGUCAACCUCGCAAACGCGAACUAAUUAUAAAACAGGGAGCUCUAGCCUACAUACAACAGCUAGCCAGAACGGACAGUUUUUCUUCAGUGGAUUUUUAUUCCUUCAUUACUACUGAUAUGUGAUUGAGGUAGAAAUUAUUUGCAGGUAUAAAUGUUGCAUAUACAGUGCAUUCGGAAAGUAUACAGACCCUUCACUUUUUCCACAUUUUGUUAUGUUACAGCCUUAUUCUAAAAUUGAUUAAAUAAAUAAAAAUCCUCAUCAAUCUACACACAAUACCCCAUAAUGACAAACCCUAUGAAACUCGAAAUUGAGCUCAGGUGCUGUGGUAAAUUAAAUUGAUUGGACAUGAUUUGGAAAGGCACACACCUAUCUAUAUAAGGUCCCACAGUUGUCAGAGCAAAAAUCAAGCCAUGAGGUCGAAGGAAUUGUUCGUAGAGCUCAGAGAAAGGAUUGUGUCAAGGCACAGAUCUGGGGAAGGGUACCAAAAAAUGUCUGCAGCAUUGAAGGUCCCAAAGAACACAGUGGCCUCCAUCACUCUUAUAUGGAAGAAGUUUGGAACCACCAAGACUCUUCAUAGAGCUGGCCGCCCGGCCAAACUGUGCAAUCGGGGGAGAAGGGCCUUGGUCAGGGAGGUGACCAAGAACCCGAUGGUCACUCUGACAGAGCUCCAGAGUUCCUCUUUGGAGAUGGGAGAACCUUCCAGAAGAACAACCAUCUCUGCAGCACUCCACCAACCGGACGGAAGCCACUCUUCAGUAAAAGGCACAUGACAGCCUGCUUGGAGUUUGCCAAAAGGCACCUAAAGGACUGUCAGACCAUAAGAAACAAGAUUAUCUGGUCUGAUGAAACCAAGAUUGAACUCUUUGGCCUGACAGAGCUUGAGAGGAUCUGCAGAGAAGAAUGGGAGAAACUCCCUAAAUACUGGUGUGCCAAGCUUGUAGCGUCAUACCCAAGAAGACUCAAGGCUGAUAUUUAAGUUAUAUAUUUAAUUUUUUUGCAAACAUUUCUAAAAACCUGUUUAUGCUUUGUCAUUAUGGGGUAUUGUGUGUUGAUUGAUGAGGGACAAAAACAAUUUUAUCAAUUUUAUAAUAAGGCUGUAAUGUAACAAAAUGUGGAAAAAGUGAAGGGGUCUGAAUUCUUUCUGAAUGCACUGUAUAACCUUGAAAUGCUUCCAGUGCUUCAGUCUUUUAAAAACAGACUAUUUUCACAUAUUACUUUAUUUGGCAGCACCUUUACCGGGCCUUUAAAGGAAGUAACUCUUUAAACAUAAUGGGAUAGUUCAGCGAAAUAAUGUAUUCGGAUAUUUGUUUCCUUACCUUGUAAGCAGUCUAUGGACUCAUCUUAAUCUCUUGUGGAAUGCAUAGGAUAACAAGCAGCAGUAAUUCAAGUGUUUGGGUUUUGGUCACUGAUUUAUUUGGACGUGGGGCGAUUAAUCACGCAGCUGACCAAAUUACGCAAGAUGUGUGUAAUGUGUUAGCCAAGUCAUAAAUGUCUGAAUCGUUGUUGUAAUGAACCUGCAGGAGAAGAGGAUCUUCCAGAUUCCAUGGAUGCAUGCUGCAAGACAUGGCUGGGAUUUGGAAAAAGAUGCUCCUUUAUUCAAGAACUGGGCCAUCCAUACAGGUACAGUUAUGAAAAUAAAAUGAUAAGAAAUGGCCAACAAUACACAGUAUGUUACAUUACCAAUGCCACUGUUAUGUGUUAGGAUCAGUGUUAUGACUCAAGUUUAUGCUGCAGUAUGGCCUUCCCCUAAUAAGUGUUUUUUUCUAUUCAGGAAAAUACCAACUAGGGAUCGACAAACCAGACCCGAAAACAUGGAAGGCCAAUUUCCGCUGUGCAAUGAACUCUCUGCCUGAUAUUGAGGAGGUGAAAGACAAGAGCAUCAAGAAGGGAACCAACGCUUUCAGAGUAUACAAGAUGCUGUCUGCGUCAGAGCGCCAGACCAAGAAAGGCAAGUGGUUAUCUCUCUAGCUCUGAAAGAACAAUGAUUGAAUUAGAAAUGGCAGAGACCGAAUUACAGAUCAGCUUCCAGAGAGGAUAACACUUAUGGCUUUACGAUGUAGCCACUAGCCAGUUUUUCAUUCAAGUUAAUUUCAUGUAUAAUAUGGGCUGUAAGCACGGUUUCAUAUGUUAUUAACACUUGAUAACGUAGGGAAUUGAUGCACAUUUGUUAAUGUUGUCGAUAUUAUCCUAUCACUGGGCUCCCGAGUGGCGCAGUGGUCUAAGGCACUGCAUCUCAGUGCUUGAGGCGUCACUACAGACCCCCCUGGUUCGAUUCCAGGCUGUAUCACAACCGGCCGUGAUUGGGAGUCCCAUAGGGCAGCGCACAAUUGGCACAGCGUCGUCCGGGUUUGGCCGGUUUAGGUCGUCAUUGUAAAUAAGAAUUUGUUCUUAACUGACUUGCCUAGUUAAAUAAAGGUACAAUUAUAUAUAUUUUUUUAAAUAUUAGCAAUCAACAGUUUGAUUAUCUAGUUGUUCUUCUCGCUGAGGCGGUUCCAUAUGCUUGAAAUUGACACACUGAAAUAUAUUAAUUUGUGUGCACCUUUUUAAAAGUGGAAUGUCAUGUUGAUGUGUUUUCUAGGAAAGAAAAUGAGUGAACAAGAGGGAAAGAACAAGGUAAUAACUAUUGUGUGUUGACACAGAAGACCUCAGUGCAUAACUAUUCAAUUGCACAUUCAAACCAUUCUUUUAAAUUGAUAAUUUUACUUAGCAAAUGUAAAAUCGUAUUCGCAAGCAUGACAGACCUCCAGUGAGGAUGGAAAGAGAUGCCCACACCUCUCUGCCUCUGUCACCCCAGCAGCAAGUGGAGCCCACAUCCUCAUCCAUGGAGAGCAUGAAUGGGUUUGUUGAAGACCAUGAAGGGCCGGUGGUGAAGGUGGUGGUGAAGGAGGAAGUGAAAGAGGAGUACAUUACAGACUGCACAGGUAAGAGCUUUGGCAUCAGUGUUUGUGUCCACCUGUAAUCAAUUGAAUUGAUGUUGUGCGGUAGACGAUUAAGAGAGCACAACAGGAGUAGUGACAAGGAAUGUUAUUAUGAACUUGUAUAAUAGUUACUCAUUUACUAAUGUCUUAUGCUUAUAACUGUGAGUAAAUUGCUUAGGCUUUCCACAGGAGGACAAAUUUAUAACCAGGGAUUAUCUUGCGCUUCCUCAGAAUAUCUUCAUCUGGGCAGCCGCAGCCCUGGUGACGACCAGCUGAUCAUCGAUGACCUACCAUAUGUGUGUCAGACCAUCGAGGUGACCACGGAGAAUGAGGAGCAGUCGGUCAGCUCCAGCCAAACGUACCCACUCCAGAUCUCCCCUGUGUCCUCGUAUGGAGGUCAGUCCACACCCCCUAAAUCCUCCCACUCCAUCCCAACCCAUGCCUUAACACAACAGACAGGGUUGCUUGGAACUCACAUCAGUACCCAUCAUAGGUGUUAAUAAUGGUAGAAUUCCUGUAGUUCAGAGCAGCGAUGAACAAGAUUUUAAAGAGAUGUGAAUGAUUAGAAUGUCACUACAAUCACAUUGUAAUUCUAACGUACGCCAGGUGAAUAAAUUGAUUGGUGCCACUAUAUUUUCGAACACCAUGGUAUGCCUGCGACUUGCAAGGCACACUAUCACCUCCAUUUGAAAUGCCAAGUAAAAUUGAAACCUUUGAACCUUUAUUCAGUCUAGAUAGUAUAGUACUGUGGUGUAUUGUUUAAUGUCUAUGAGGGUUUAUGGCUUCCCUGUUGCUCAAGGCCAGGCCAGGCCAGUGCUCGUUAUCAUAAGCUCAAGGCCAGGCCAGUGCUCGUUAUCAUAAACAUGGAUACAUCACCACUGUCAUUCAACCUGCUCAUGAUAUUACUGUAGAAUAAGUUAAUAUGUUGCUUGGGAGUAGCAUUAACACAGAAAGUUUAACUCAGAAUAUGAGCUUGGAUUUAUGCAUAUAUAUACAGUUUUUUUCUGUAUGUGUAUGCUUAAAUUGAUACUGUAUAUGGUUCAGUUGAUAUUGAUCUGCCUGAUGUGUAAAGUUACAUAUAGUAUGAUAUAACUACUCUAUUACUGCAUGUUUAGUAUUUGGUGAAGCAUACAAUAUGAUCUCUACAAUGAUUAUGUAUAGAAGUUCGCUAGAGUUCAUCACUGAUGGUAGCAGAUAAGCCUAUUGUCAUUUAACAUUUUAAAACUCUGACAUUCUUUCCUAUGCCCAUCCUUCUCCAACCUGUUAGUCUGGAAAUCCCUGAGUUAUGGGUUUUCAUGGUUGUUCUUUCUGUUCUGCUUUACAGAGAGUGACACAGACAGUGUGCACAGUGAAGAGGACUGUAAGGAGGUAAGGACAAAAAAAUGGCCUCCUAACCAUUAUGUUAGCCUAAUAAUCAUUCAAGACAGCUAGAUUAUUUUGUAAGAUUGGAAAGGUAGUAAAAAGCAUGAGCUGACACACAGAAGACACAGAAGCCUUUGAUUUUGAGCCUGUGUGCCUUUAUGGAGUGCUUGCAGCACAGAGUGAUAGCUUUGUUUUAUGGUGCCAUUGUAGCUGGUCUGUUCUCUAAGCCAAGGGAAGGGCACUUAGCUAGCAGAAUUAGCUUAUUCCAAUAGGGCUGAGUGGCAUGACUGGGCCUGCCUGGGUACACAGACACAUACUGUACAGACAGCUGAAUCAUUAACCCUGCCCUAUCAAAAGAUAAACAAACCUUCACUUUUGAGUUCAUUACAUUAGCCAGUUCUACUGCUUUACAGUAGUAAGAGUAUUGUAACUGUAGCAUGGUGGUACUGUCCCUUUUACUUAUACCACUAGCCCAGCCCAUAUUGUCAGUUCCUGUUCUUGAGCGCUCUGACGUAAAGAAAGACAAAAAACAGAAGGCAGCUCUCUGGUGAAUACCGGAUUCACUUUUGUCCCUGGCUAAUGAUUAAACCAAAUGUAGUGAAUUGUCCUCAAAACAAGCCCAAUCACAAAUCAAGGCACAAACAGUUACAGAAUUCAACAGAAUGUCAUUCUUUAUUUCUCAACUGUUGUUGCGUUUUGAAUUGUAGUGUUCUCUUGUUUGAAUACAUAAUUACUUGUAGAAUAUCUUGCAUACAUUGAGCUGGAAGAGGAAAUGUGAUGCUGCACACACACACGUGUGUGUGUGUCCAUGGGUGAAGAGGGGGGAGAUGAGGUUCCUUAGUAUAGAUGAAUCAUGCAGAGCUCAACAGCAGGAAGAGCAGUUUACAAGCAUGUUAGAAAGUAUUAAGACCAAGUUCUACAGUGCUUAUAAACAUGACAAUAUUUACAUGUGCUUGUCAAUGUGUUCAGGUUACAGUAAUAGAUUUUAAUUGGUAAAUAUGCCACGUGUUUUGCAAAACUUGCUAUAGGUAGAUUUCCAUCCAAUUGGUGACCGAUUUUCAUGCGAAUAUUCUAAAAUCCACAAAAGAAAAUGUGCACACAAAAUGUAAAUUUUCUCUUAAGUUUUCAUGUACUGAAUGAAAAUCUAAAGUUCAAUGUGUUUCAUUCGCAUUUUCAACUUUACCGAUAGUUUUGUCACAAAAAGUGUUGUGUUAAAUAGCAAAUGUACCUACUCUGGCCUUGGCACAUGAGCUCUAACCAACAGCUCACAGAUACAGUGCGGGUAGGCUAGUCGACAUGAUGAGAUUAUUAUGGAUACGAGCGAGAAUAUUUGUAUUUGUCAAACGGCAGUCAAGCAUCGAUCAACAUGUCACCAGAAUAAGACCCUCGAUAUUUAUUGGAAAGGCACAUCAAAUUCAUAGCGUGCAAUUUCAACACGCUGUGAAGUUCAUCAUAACAUCAUUAGCCUCCCGAGUGGCGCAGUGGUCUAAGGCACUGCAUCGCAGUGCUAGCUGUACCACUAGAGAUCCUGGUUUGAAUCCAGGCUCUGUCGUAGCCAGCCGCGACCGGGAGACCCAUGGGGCGGUGCACAAUUGGCCCAGCGUCGUCCAGGUUAGGGGAGGGAAUGGCCGGCAGAGAUGUAGCUCAGUUGGUAGAGCAUGGCGUUUACAACGCCACGGUUGUGGGUUCGAUUCCCACGGGGGGCCAGUAUGAUAUUUUUUUAUUUUUUAUUAUGCACUCACUAACUGUAAGUCGCUCUGGAUAAGAGCGUCUGCUAAAUGACUAAAAAAUUUAAAAAAAUAACUUAGGUCUACUUCAUCAUAACUAAGGUCUACUUCAUCUGUAGUCUAAUAAACUGCAUGGUUUCCUGAGUCGUAGUGGGAGGACCACACACCAUAUCAUUGCGUGACUCCAAGUUUGCUUCAAUAUGAUGGUUAUUAUGUCAGUAUUUGCGCAUAAAGGUGUUUCCACCGCCAUUUCUCGCAUAAUACAUUUUACCGACACAAUAAGAUCCCACCAUGUCGAAUGAACAGAUUAUCUCUCAGCAUUUAUAAAAUUGUAUCCAAACUUCCUGUUUCCAUCACAGCUGUUGUGAUUUUUUUUUUAUAUGGUAUGACUUUACUCGCAUGAAAACUGUGGAUGGAAACGUGGUUAGUGUCAAUGAAAUUCCCUCUUCUAAUGCUGUCAAUGGUUUAUGAAGAUUCCACAAACAGACUACUAUACAUGUUAAGAAAUAUGCUAGUAGCCAAAUCUAUAUUCAGAUAUAUCCUGAAAUAAGUGUUUGAAUGGUUAUGGCUGAAUUAAACCGACCUUCACUGUGACUUGCAGCAUCUUCAUGGUGGGCUGUGGGGAUCAAGUUUAGCUUCCUCUGUGCUGAGAGUGCCCUCGUGCUCACUACCCAGCAUGGCCACCUUUGUCACUUCUGGAAAGGUAACCACCUUCAAAGUGACCAGCACCAGGGACCCCAUGCCCCUCAUCAGCUACAGCAACAGCCCCUGGAAAAGGGACAUUCCAGCAGCCCAGCACCCUCCCUCAGAGCAGGCUUCCUCCAGCCAGGCCUCUGCUGCAGAGACCCGAGCCAGCGUUAUCAUGAAGACCUCAGACAUCUCUAAGUCCUCUGUCAAGACCUGCUGAAGCCCUGGCAGUGCAGUGACUCAAGAUAUGGGCCAGUCAGUGGCAGGCUUGGGGUGGAAAAGCAUUGAUCACUGCUGGCCUUCUUGUUCGACCAGAGUGCCUACUCAUAGGAAUGACUGGGACAUACAGUACAGUAUAGGUGUACGGGGCUCUGUGAGCUGUAGAAUAUGGAUUGAUGCCCAAACUGAACCUCCCAAGAUCUCAGGGAGGGAAUGAAUCUACAAACUGUGAAAAUAUUUGUUGGGCAUCUCUCCCACUCUUCGUCCACUGUUAAUGGUGGUAGACUGAGUUAAUCCUGAGUGGCGCAGUGGUCUA
Molecule: messenger RNA, 7927 nt
Organism: Coregonus sp. 'balchen'
Lineage: Eukaryota; Metazoa; Chordata; Actinopteri; Salmoniformes; Salmonidae
Source: the annotation of a GenBank genome assembly